AUGCUGCGAAUUUCAAACUCGCGGCUGCUUGUAGAACAAGGAGCGUCUGUGCAUUUUGUUUGCUCGCGAAUUUAUUUAACCGAUUUCUGCUGAGUCUGCGAUUACCGGGCAGAAAUCCUCGGGACUGGGAAAUAACGUACGUUGGGGAGGAGGCAGAGAAAUAGAUAUAUCGUAAAAUGGAUGAUGAAGAUAUAAGCGAACGAAAAUUAAAAAUUGCUUCCAUCUUGGACAAAGUUAAAAGUUUUAAAACAAAGUAUGGAGCAGAAGAUAAUUGGACAGAUGAGAUAACCUUUUCAAAGUCUUCUGCUGAUACAACAGAGCACUCUGGAAUCCUUAGCAGUCUGCUAACGCCAAAAUCUCCAAAGGAAUGGCUGAGUUUCCUCGUGAAACUGGAGAGUACGGGACUACCUCAGAGCGACCGGAUGCUGCUCAAUAAACUGAUGGACAAUUAUAGUCGGGCUGUCGGCUCGCUCCCUGCAGAAAAACACAGUCAUAAUGAGAGCUAUGCUCAGAUUCUGGUGCGGUUCGCUGAGCUAACAGCAAUUACUGAUCCGGAAGAAGCACGUGAACAAUUCCAGCUUGCCCAUUUAAACUGCAAGAAAUUUGCUUUUGUGCAUACGGCUUUUGCUCAGUUUGAACUAGCAGAAGGCAACACUAAAAAGAGUAAACAAAUUCUUCGGAGGGGGAUAGACUGUGGAGCGGUUCCAAGUGAAAUGUUGGAGCUGGCAAUGAAAAAUUUGCAGUUAAAGAAACCGCAUUUAAUUGAAGAAGAUAAAGAGAAUGUAUCGGUACCAUCAAGUCACAGUAUUCAUGACCCAGGAGAGCAAAUCUAUGUUCCCCAAAAUCCGCAAAGGAUGAAGAAUGACAGUUCGGGAGAGCUGUCUAUGAAAGUGAUGGGUUCUUUUGGUGAGAGAUUAAGUUCCCCUGAAGAAUGCGGUGAUAAUGGGAGGAAGCCUUUGGUCAGCAUUCCUAAUAAGACAUGUCCAUUUGGUAGAGUGCCCAUGCGAUUGAUAACUUCACCUGAAAUGGAAUCAAGAACGUGUGAAGCUCCUGCUAACUCGAGCAUUGUCAAAAGGCAACCAUUCAAUCCGGUGCGUAUGCCUGUCUUGCCUAAACUGAAAUAUACAGGAGAGGACAACCUACAUAACUCACGAAAUGAGAAGUUGUCAAAUGAUUUAAACAGCCUGGCCCACCUGCAGCAGACUACCGAAGACAGUAUAGAGAUGAAAACACAUUCUUCUAUGAUUCUGAACCGGAAAGAUUCAAGCAUCACUUUCAAAAGAAAUGACGUUGUAGAUCUGACAGACGAUAGAGAUGUUAUGACCGCUAAAUUCAACCCUCCAGAAAUGAAACAACCAGAGCCAUGCAUUAUUCCCAGCAUUACCAGAAAGCAGUCAGAUCCACCAAAGCAAAAUGGUACUGAUUCUGAGUGGAAGUGGAAAGUCCCCGAGACGCCCAGUGACAUUUUUCAUACUGAGGGUAAACGGAUGAGCUUUGAGCCAAACUCUUUUCCUAUGCCCAAACGAGUAUCUCCACCAGUGGUUGAACAAAAGAAAUAUGACCCAGUCUUUGUUUGUGGAACUCCUAUCAACAAGCCAAAGGAAGAUUACAUGGAAUGCUUUAGAACACCGGUUGUGAAAAAUCCUCUUCCACCGAUGCCUUCAUUAUCUACCCCAUGCACCAACCAGUCCAGUUACCAGCAACCUCAAACACCAGCCAAUUCAUUUCUACAUCCUGCCAGCUUUCCGAUCUCCACACCGCUUGCUUCAAAUGACUGUAUAGUAGUGAAAGGGCGGCCAUAUGCAGUACUGAAACAGAUUGGCACCGGCGGAUCCAGCAAGGUGUUUCAAGUAAUGGAUGACAAAAAGCACUUAUAUGCUAUUAAGUAUGUGAACUUAGAGGAAGCUGACCAGCAAACCAUUGAAAGCUACCAGAAUGAAAUAUCUCACUUGAACAGACUCCAGCAACACUGUGACAAGAUUAUCCGGCUUUACGACUAUGAGAUCACAGAGCAGCACAUAUACAUGGUUAUGGAGUGUGGAAAUAUUGAUCUGAAUUCAUGGCUGAGGAAGAAGAAAACAAUCAAUCCUUGGGAAAGGAAAAGCUACUGGAAGAAUAUGCUAGAAGCUGUUCAUACUAUACAUCAACACGGCAUUGUGCACAGUGACUUGAAGCCGGCAAACUUUCUUAUUGUUGAUGGAAUGCUUAAGCUAAUAGACUUUGGUAUUGCAAACCAAAUACAGCCAGAUGUAACCAGCAUUGUUAAAGAUUCCCAGGUGGGCACAAUUAAUUACAUGCCACCUGAGGCAAUUAAAGAUAGCACUUCAUAUGGAGAAAAUGGAAGACCAAGAUCAAAGAUAAGUCCCAAAGGUGAUGUCUGGUCCCUGGGGUGCAUAUUGUACUGUAUGACUUAUGGCAAGACUCCAUUCCAGCAUAUUACAAACCAGAUCACUAAACUGCAUGCAAUUUUGGACCCUGGCUAUGAAAUAGAAAUCCCCAAUAUUCCAGAGAAAGACCUCCAGGAUGUCCUUCAAAAAUGUUUAAUAAGAAAUCCAAAAGAACGUAUAUCCAUUGCUGAACUCUUGGCACAUCCAUAUGUUCAGAUUCCACAUCAUUCACGGUCAGCUGAACAAAUGCAGAAAGACGAAAUGAAACGCAUCCUUGGCCAACUCAUUGGACUGAAUUCUCCAAAUUCCAUAUAUAGAGCAGCUAGGAACUUGUAUGACCAGUGUAACAGUGAGAUGAGUCUUGAUUUAUCUGCAAUUGGAAAACCAACAAAUCCGAACACAUGGACUACGAAGUGACACAAACGGGUCCUGUUCCUGGCACCAUAACGCACAGAAAGCUUCCAUCCCACAUGCUCUUAGCGCUUGACUGUUUCAGAAUGUUUAUAGUGUUAAUUCUUUGUACCUUGUGUUAACUAUUGUCAUAAGUAAUCCGUAAACAUGAAUCCUCGACGGGCAGUCCUGUAUGUAUAUAUUUUCUGUCUUCGAAAACCAGAUAAUUGGUGUCUGAAUAAAUCUUUGUAAAUAUGUA
Spea bombifrons (plains spadefoot toad) is the source of this 3036-nucleotide messenger RNA. It is a transcript of the gene TTK, whose product is annotated as TTK protein kinase. Gene Ontology annotation, molecular function: ATP binding; protein serine/threonine/tyrosine kinase activity; protein binding. Bases 177 to 2804 code for a protein of 875 amino acids. Gene Ontology annotation, biological process: protein localization to kinetochore; meiotic spindle assembly checkpoint signaling; peptidyl-serine phosphorylation. The transcript has 22 exons. NCBI's taxonomy places the organism in Eukaryota, Metazoa, Chordata, Amphibia, Anura, Pelobatidae. Gene Ontology annotation, cellular component: spindle; kinetochore; nucleus. The record is from RefSeq and is a predicted model, not a curated record.